This is a messenger RNA of Phaethon lepturus (White-tailed tropicbird), 1260 nucleotides long. Its product is annotated as serine/threonine-protein kinase PAK 1-like. Gene Ontology annotation, molecular function: protein serine/threonine kinase activity. The annotation marks the transcript as partial. The record is from RefSeq and is a predicted model, not a curated record. NCBI's taxonomy places the organism in Eukaryota, Metazoa, Chordata, Aves, Phaethontiformes, Phaethontidae. The transcript has 7 exons.
GAGAUUUUACAGCUCUCCUGCCCAGAAGUAGUACUCGCUGCGGUGGUGUCCGCGUCCUCCUGCACAAUACGGGCUAGGGAAUCUCACCCAGCAGUUCUUGCGUUUAGCCCAAACAGUUGGGAUUGAAUUAAAGGCUUUUUAAAAAGGACCUUCCAAUCUUUUGGCUUUUAAAAUGCCAAGCCGUGGAGUCCUCCAGCAUUCCUGUUGAGUUGUAACUGGUCAAUCAUCCCUUGUGUGUGGUACUAUGGAAAUAACACCGGCAGUGGAGCAAGACUGCAACCCGCAGCUGGCCAUCUGCCAUGAGAGUGUGUCUCCCUUCCUCCUGUCACAGCCACCCGCUCUGGCUGUAGCAGUGGAUGCAUUCUCUGCUAAAUGUGUACUUAUUUUUAGUGAUUUAAUUAUUGUUUCAUUUAAUUCAGCAAUUCCAUCUGCAUCUCUAGGUGUUGGCAGCACUUGCAGGGGUCUAACAGUAACGGCCUCCACAACUGAAGAUGUCUAACAAUGGAGUUGAAACAGAAGACAAACCACCCGCUCCUCCGAUGAGAAAUACCAGCACUAUGAUUGGAUCGGGAAGCAAAGACGCUGGGACUUUAAACCAUGGCUCAAAACCUUUGCCUCCCAACCCGGAAGAAAAGAAAAGGAAGGACCGAUUUUACCGAUCUAUUUUACCAGGAGAUAAAACCAAUAAAAAGAAAGAGAAAGAGCGGCCAGAGAUCUCUCUCCCUUCAGACUUUGAACACACUAUUCAUGUGGGGUUUGAUGCAGUCACGGGAGAAUUCACAGGAAUGCCAGAGCAAUGGGCACGUUUACUGCAGACUUCCAACAUCACCAAGUCGGAGCAGAAGAAGAACCCCCAGGCAGUGCUGGAUGUGUUGGAGUUUUACAACUCCAAGAAGAUCUCCAACAGCCAGAAGUACAUGAGUUUCACAGAUAAAUCAACAGAGGAUUACAAUUCAUCAAAUACGUUGAAUGUGAAGGCUGUCUCUGAGACCCCUGCAGUGCCCUCAGUGUCUGAAGAUGAAGAUGAUGAAGAUGAUGCAGCUCCACCCCCCGUGAUAGCUCCACGACCUGAACACACAAAAUCUAUAUACACUCGCUCUGUGAUAGACCCUCUUCCUCCUCCUACCAGGGAUGUGGCCACCUCUCCUAUUUCCUCUCCCUCGGAAAACAGCACAACGGCACCUGACAUGCUGGUCAGGAACACGGAGAAACAAAAGAAAAAGCCAAAAAUGUCAGAUGAAGAGAUCUUGGAAAAAUUAA